AUGACCCUCAUUCUCGUAUUGUGUUUCGUCUGGACGGGAUGGCUCAUAGUCGUGUCUCUAGCUCCGAACGAAGCGGCCAACUGGCUCAUGGACACCGGCACCUAUGACAAUGGACAGUUCUGGCUCAUCAUCGACGCAAACCCGGAGUUGACACGCAUGGGUGUCGCCGGCCUACUGUUUGUAGCAUUGUGCUACAUGUUUGUAUUACUGAAGAUGAUAUGCUGGCGUGAAAAAAUAUUCAUACCAGUAUUCCUUCGACAAUUAGAAGCAAGACUUCUAGAUAGUUUGAGUGCAUCUCGAUUAGAGUCGAGAACUUGGUCGGUUGUUGUCGCCCCAAGUUACCAGCAGAUCCACUCAUCGUGGAAAGACCAUACUUCGUUUAACGGCAAGAAACGCAAGUUAUGGAACGUAUACACGAAAGUAGUCGACCUUGUGAUGCAGACAAUCGUGCUUUUCGAAUUAUUAAAACGCGGUAAUCCUGUGCCGAUUGUGUAUGGUUAUACGUGUUUUGUCGUCAUGAACUCGUUGUCAUGCGCCGUAAACAUAUUUUCAGCAAAGGUUUCGACCCUCACGGAGGUUCUCAUUGACACCAUUUUUGACUUAUCUGCUGCUGUACUCUUCCCCAUCAUCACACUCGUGUUCUGCUACUACAAUUUCGAAUUCGACCGUGACGUGUAUCUCUCUCAAUUAGAUAAACUCAUAUCUGGCAGUUUUGAACACACAGCGCGCAUGUUUGUAGACCAGUCAGAGAUUGCCCUGUUUCGAGUGAGUUUCGAUUCAUUGCGAUUUAGUUCUGGACUCGAUCUGGUCGUACGCAUUGCGCUGAAUUUAUCAUUCUGUUAUCGGAUUAAACGUAUGAUGGAGGUUAUGAUUUGGCGACGGCGUCAUUCGUGGAUAUCGGGUAGAACGAGAAGAAAGAGUUCCGGGACUAUUAUCCCACUUGAGCACAAGUCGCCGGUCCCGAAAUUCGUUGGAGCUUUGUUCCUUCUAUAUAACGUGGCCAUGGUGGUAAUAACUCAGCAGUCGAUUGCUCACUCUGUAGCUGCUUGUUCUGCGUAUCCAGAGUGUGUCGUAUACGCGUAUCAUUGGACAUCGAGCGACAUAGCAUGCCCGUGUUUAAUAUUUAUUGACAUUAACAAGGCUCCUAAAACGUAUGAGGAGUGGGUACAUCUACCUAAUGCGUACAGCACUCUUCGAGCGCUAUCAGUAACCGGGAGGUUGGAAUCAGUACAGAUUAUCAAUCGUGAAUUGUCCGAAUUGCCAAAAGAGCUUCGCUCUUGUCACAAUCUGCGGACACUGUACCUGAUGUAUACGAACACUCAGAAUUUGCCAGACUGGACUGGAGAAUUCAAUCAUCUCGAAACUUUUCACAUAGAAGGCAAGGCGGGCAGUAUGAAUUUACGAGAGCUUCCAGAUACGCUUUUCAGCAAUAUGCCGCAUCUAGCUAUGAUUCAUCUUGCUGUUCAUGGGAGGCUCGAACGAAUUCCACCUCUAUCGGGUGUACCACAUCUGCAGAGCCUUUCGCUUGCCUGGUUGCUUCAACUUCGUCAACUUCCGGACUUCGAUCUCAUUCCAGACCUGCGAAUGCUUGCCAUCUCUGUUGUUCCCUUGCUGGAGUGGAUACCAGAUAUGUCUCCUCUAGAUAAGCUCGUAGACUUCACGAUGAUGCCGGGUAUUAUUUGCUGCAAUGGCUUUCUUGGUGCUUGUGACCUGGCCGACUUCUUUUGCUUGGGUGAUCCGUUUCUCGGUUUGCCUCCAGCAAAAUGCCUAAUGAACGCCACAAACUCAUCACUACCAGUCACCCCGUACUUGGGAUAUAAUGGUACUCAAGACGCUUUCAAGGAAUAUGCACCGAACGUCUGCGCUAAAUGGACAGGUGGUGCUGUUUACAUUGACAACACUCCGACUAAAGAGAAGGUUGAAAUGUGCGACGGAAAGUUGUUUAGAAAGUGCCAUCUUCCAGGAAACGUCACUGGAAUUUGCAGCAAUAUGCGGUUUCAAGUGCUGUCUUGUGUUUAUGACGAUAGCCGCAUCGCAUUGAGGCAAUAUCAGAUUGACAAGGGCAUCGGUCCGUUGUGUGAUCCAGUCGAGGAAAAGUGGCUUGGAUGCAGGGAAAGGUAG
Molecule: messenger RNA, 2121 nt
Organism: Phytophthora nicotianae INRA-310
Lineage: Eukaryota; Oomycota; Peronosporomycetes; Peronosporales; Peronosporaceae
Exons: 5
Coding region: 1-2121 (706 amino acids)
Source: RefSeq, a predicted model, not a curated record